CACAAUGUGAUGAGGCGACGAGUGAGCAAGGCAAAGGACGAGUGGAAGCGCGGAAGACGAGAUUGCCUUGGCCACACUCUUCUCCUAUCACGUCCUCGCCGCCUUGCCGGAUGGGGGAAGUGCUGGGUGGGUUGGAUUGGUGCAAACGCUCGUGCCCUGUGCUCGCUCGCGCUUCGCCUUGGCGCUACGGCUCCUCUCUACCCGCCUCCAGCAUCCGAUCGUCUCCCCUUGACGAGCGUGUCCUGCGUCCACCCACGCACAGCAGACUCGACUUCGUGUGUGUGUGUGUGCGCGUGUACGACUUCUCUUCUCGUCGCUCUCUGCACCCUUUCAACCAGCUUGCUCACGUUCCCUGUGUGCGUGCCCAUUCGCCUCCGCGGCCCCUCGAUACCCAGCCCCAGUCGCGGCGCGUUUCACAACCCCGUCCACUCACUCCACCCGAUACGCAUGCUACUCGGGUGACACUCUUUUUUUCAGCCGGGCCUUCCACAGAGCUUUUGUGCCUGCGUUUUCCAUUCUCGUGCUGUUUGUCGACCGUGUUCUUGGAAAACUUGGGCCUGGCCAUCCAUUGGAAACGAGAUUCGCGGAUCUUCUUUGGCUCGUGACAUGAUUGUGGCAAGAGAGUGAAGAAGCCUUUUCCUCGGAGGCCGCUUGAAGAGCGUGGAAGUCGGACUGGCCGUUGUACAACGCAGGACAGGGAAAGAACCAAAGAGGGCCUCCACCCCUUCCUCAGCCGCGUC
Messenger RNA from Neohortaea acidophila, 740 nucleotides. RefSeq lists its product as uncharacterized. The transcript has a single exon. Bases 111 to 605 code for a protein of 164 amino acids. NCBI's taxonomy places the organism in Eukaryota, Fungi, Ascomycota, Dothideomycetes, Mycosphaerellales, Teratosphaeriaceae. The record is from RefSeq and is a predicted model, not a curated record.